GCACUUCUCCAGAUUUGCGCGAUUUGCGCAGAGUCUUCACGCAUACUGCGUACAGCUCGUAUUCUCACAGUGGGGCUCUGAGGUGCAUUGUGUUGGUGAAUAGCGCUGAAGAUUUAGCGCUAGCACCGUGUGGCUGCUGUCGUUGGUCUUGCGUGGAGAACUUUUCAAAGAAAUCAACAGUGGUCAGCCCUGAACAAGUCAUCACUUCUCAUGCGGAAUGUAGUGGUUCCCGCUCCAAAACAGUCUUUUUUGUGUGAAUUAGCCUGAAUACUGGAGUGAAGCGACAUGGCUACAUUCCCAUUUAGGGGCUUACCUGCGGGAAUGCCUCCCGGGGUGCCCCCUCCUGCACCGGUACCAGAGUACAUGACCGAAGAAAAACUACAAGAAAAAGCACGAAAAUGGCAGCAGCUGCAGGCAAAACGUUACGCAGAAAAGAGAAAGUUUGGCUUUGUUGACGCUCAAAAGGAAGAUAUGCCCCCUGAGCACGUGCGCAAGAUCAUCAGGGACCAUGGAGACAUGACCAAUCGAAAGUUUCGUCAUGAUAAAAGAGUUUAUCUUGGGGCAUUAAAAUACAUGCCCCAUGCAGUGCUGAAGUUGUUAGAAAACAUGCCAAUGCCAUGGGAGCAGAUUAGAGAUGUGCCAGUUCUGUAUCACAUUACUGGUGCCAUCUCUUUUGUCAAUGAAAUUCCUUGGGUCAUUGAACCUGUCUACAUUGCUCAAUGGGGUACAAUGUGGAUUAUGAUGCGCCGUGAAAAGCGAGACAGGCGCCAUUUCAAAAGAAUGCGCUUUCCACCUUUUGAUGAUGAAGAACCCCCACUGGAUUAUGCUGACAAUAUUCUAGAUGUUGAGCCUCUAGAGGCUAUUCAGAUGGAGUUGGAUCCUGAAGAAGAUUCUUCAGUUGUGGAGUGGUUCUAUGAGCACCAACCUCUCAAAGAUACUACAAAGUUUGUGAAUGGCACAACAUACCGUCGCUGGCAGUUCACACUCCCCAUGAUGUCCACUUUGUACCGUUUGGCUAACCAGCUUCUUACGGAUCUUGUAGACCUCAAUUACUUUUACCUCUUUGAUCUAAAGGCCUUCUUCACCUCAAAAGCCUUGAACAUGGCUAUCCCCGGAGGACCCAAGUUUGAGCCCCUAGUUCGAGACAUAAAUCUCCAAGAUGAGGACUGGAAUGAAUUUAAUGACAUCAAUAAGAUCAUCAUUCGUCAGCCAAUCAGAACGGAAUACAAAAUUGCCUUUCCCUACCUGUACAACAAUCUUCCGCACCAUGUUCAUCUCACUUGGUAUCAUACACCCAAUGUGGUGUUUAUCAAGACUGAGGACCCUGAUCUUCCUGCUUUCUACUUUGAUCCACUGAUCAAUCCGAUUUCUCACAGACAUUCUAUCAAAAUUCAAGAACCACUGCCUGAUGAUGAUGAGGAGUUUGAGCUUCCAGAGUUUGUAGAACCUUUCCUCAAAGAAACCCCUCUCUAUACAGACAAUACAGCCAAUGGCAUUGCUUUGCUUUGGGCACCAAGACCCUUCAACCUAAGGUCCGGCCGCACUAGGCGCGCGAUUGACAUCCCCUUGAUCAAAAACUGGUAUCGGGAGCACUGCCCCGCUGGACAACCUGUGAAAGUGCGUGUGUCCUAUCAGAAACUCCUGAAGUACUAUGUGCUCAAUGCUUUGAAACACAGACCUCCCAAAGCGCAAAAAAAGAGGUAUCUGUUCCGGUCAUUUAAGGCCACAAAGUUCUUUCAGUCGACCAAACUAGACUGGGUGGAGGUUGGGCUUCAGGUGUGCCGACAAGGCUAUAACAUGCUCAACCUUCUUAUCCAUCGUAAAAACUUGAACUACCUACAUCUUGACUACAAUUUCAACUUGAAGCCUGUGAAGACACUCACCACAAAGGAGCGCAAGAAGUCAAGAUUUGGUAAUGCUUUCCACCUUUGCCGAGAAGUUUUGCGUCUGAGCAAACUGGUGGUUGACAGUCAUGUGCAGUAUCGCCUGGGCAAUGUUGAUGCUUUCCAGUUGGCUGAUGGGCUACAGUACAUCUUUGCUCACGUGGGUCAGCUGACUGGUAUGUACCGUUACAAGUACAAGCUGAUGAGACAAAUCCGCAUGUGUAAGGACCUAAAGCAUCUGAUCUACUACCGGUUCAACACUGGGCCAGUAGGGAAGGGUCCAGGUUGUGGAUUCUGGGCUCCUGGCUGGAGAGUAUGGCUGUUCUUCAUGCGUGGAAUAACUCCGCUGUUGGAAAGAUGGCUUGGAAAUCUACUAGCCAGACAGUUUGAAGGCCGUCACUCCAAGGGUGUAGCCAAGACUGUUACUAAGCAGCGUGUGGAGUCUCACUUUGACCUGGAGCUGCGUGCGGCUGUGAUGCACGACAUCUUGGACAUGAUGCCGGAGGGUAUCAAGCAGAACAAGGCCAGAACCAUUUUACAGCAUUUGAGCGAAUCUUGGAGGUGCUGGAAAGCCAACAUCCCAUGGAAGGUCCCAGGUCUGCCUACUCCAAUUGAGAACAUGAUCUUGAGAUAUGUGAAAGCCAAAGCUGACUGGUGGACCAACACAGCCCACUACAACCGUGAGCGAAUUCGCAGAGGAGCUACUGUCGACAAAACUGUGUGCAAGAAAAAUCUGGGUCGACUGACCCGUCUUUACCUCAAAGCAGAGCAGGAAAGACAGCACAACUAUCUGAAGGAUGGUCCCUACAUCACAGCAGAAGAAGCUGUGGCCAUCUACACCACCACUGUCCACUGGCUUGAAAGUAGGCGUUUCUCACCCAUCCCUUUCCCUCCACUGUCAUAUAAACAUGACACAAAACUGCUUAUUCUGGCCCUGGAAAGACUCAAGGAAGCCUACAGCGUGAAGUCUCGUCUUAACCAGAGUCAGAGAGAGGAGCUGGGGUUGAUUGAGCAGGCUUACGACAAUCCACAUGAAGCGCUGUCUAGGAUCAAACGUCACCUGCUUACUCAGAGAGCCUUCAAAGAGGUGGGCAUCGAGUUCAUGGACCUGUACAGUCACUUGGUGCCUGUGUAUGAUGUGGAACCCCUAGAAAAGAUCACAGAUGCCUAUCUGGACCAGUAUCUCUGGUAUGAGGCAGAUAAGAGACGACUGUUCCCACCAUGGAUCAAACCUGCAGACACUGAGCCACCUCCCCUGCUGGUGUACAAGUGGUGUCAAGGCAUCAACAAUUUGCAGGAUGUAUGGGAGACCGCUGAGGGAGAAUGCAAUGUAAUGCUGGAGUCUCGCUAUGAAAAAAUGUAUGAGAAGAUUGAUCUGACAUUGCUCAACAGACUGUUGCGUCUCAUUGUUGACCAUAACAUUGCUGACUACAUGACUGCAAAGAACAACGUGGUUAUCAACUACAAGGACAUGAACCAUACCAAUUCAUAUGGUAUAAUUAGAGGACUUCAGUUCGCCUCAUUCAUUGUCCAAUAUUAUGGUUUGGUCAUGGAUCUGCUUGUCCUGGGUUUGCAUCGUGCCAGUGAGAUGGCUGGACCUCCUCAAAUGCCAAAUGACUUUUUAAGUUUCCAAGACACAGCCACUGAAAGUGCUCACCCAAUCCGACUCUACUGUCGUUACAUUGACCGCAUUCACAUCUUCUUCAGGUUUACAGCUGAUGAGGCCAGAGAUCUCAUCCAGAGAUACCUAACGGAGCACCCAGACCCAAAUAAUGAGAACAUUGUUGGUUACAACAACAAAAAAUGUUGGCCGCGAGAUGCUCGGAUGCGUUUGAUGAAGCACGAUGUCAACCUCGGACGAGCAGUCUUUUGGGAUAUCAAGAAUCGUCUCCCCAGGUCAGUGACUACUGUCCAGUGGGAGAACAGCUUUGUAUCAGUCUACAGCAAGGACAAUCCUAAUCUGCUCUUCAACAUGUGUGGCUUUGAGUGCCGCAUCCUACCCAAGUGUCGGACCAGCUAUGAGGAAUUUACUCACAAGGAUGGUGUCUGGAACCUGCAGAAUGAGGUGACCAAAGAAAGAACAGCGCAGUGUUUCCUGAGAGUGGAUGAUGAGUCCAUGCAGCGCUUCCACAACAGAGUCCGUCAGAUUUUGAUGGCAUCUGGCUCCACUACAUUCACCAAGAUUGUUAACAAAUGGAACACGGCUCUGAUUGGCCUGAUGACGUAUUUCCGUGAAGCGGUUGUAAACACACAGGAGCUCUUGGACCUUCUGGUGAAGUGUGAAAACAAGAUCCAGACACGUAUCAAGAUCGGUCUGAACUCAAAAAUGCCAAGCCGCUUCCCCCCAGUUGUCUUUUACACACCUAAAGAACUGGGUGGCCUUGGUAUGUUGUCUAUGGGCCAUGUUCUAAUUCCACAGUCUGAUCUACGGUGGUCUAAGCAAACAGAUGUUGGAAUCACCCAUUUUAGGUCAGGAAUGAGCCAUGAAGAGGACCAGCUUAUUCCUAACUUGUAUCGUUACAUCCAGCCAUGGGAGAGCGAGUUCAUUGACUCUCAGAGAGUGUGGGCUGAGUAUGCUCUAAAGAGACAGGAGGCUAUUGCACAGAAUCGCCGACUUACACUGGAGGAUCUGGAGGACUCCUGGGACAGAGGAAUCCCACGUAUCAACACUCUGUUCCAGAAGGAUAGACAUACAUUGGCUUAUGACAAGGGCUGGAGAGUCAGGACAGAUUUCAAGCAGUAUCAGGUGCUGAAGCAGAAUCCAUUCUGGUGGACUCAUCAGAGACAUGACGGAAAACUGUGGAACCUCAACAACUACCGCACUGACAUGAUUCAGGCUCUGGGUGGAGUCGAAGGCAUCCUGGAACACACACUGUUUAAAGGCACUUACUUUCCCACGUGGGAAGGUCUCUUCUGGGAGAAGGCCAGUGGUUUUGAGGAGUCAAUGAAAUGGAAGAAGCUAACUAAUGCUCAGAGGUCUGGUCUCAAUCAAAUCCCCAAUCGUCGAUUCACACUUUGGUGGUCUCCGACCAUUAACAGAGCCAAUGUGUAUGUCGGUUUCCAAGUGCAACUUGACCUGACGGGAAUCUUCAUGCAUGGAAAGAUUCCAACACUGAAGAUCUCCCUUAUUCAGAUUUUCAGAGCUCACUUGUGGCAGAAAAUCCAUGAAAGCAUUGUUAUGGAUCUUUGUCAGGUGUUUGACCAAGAGCUUGAUGCUCUUGAGAUUGAGACUGUGCAGAAGGAGACCAUCCAUCCCAGAAAGUCAUACAAGAUGAAUUCAUCUUGCGCAGACAUCCUCCUCUUUGCAUCUUACAAGUGGAAUGUUUCACGACCAUCCCUGCUGGCAGACUCAAAAGACGUUAUGGACAGCACCACUACACAAAAGUACUGGAUUGACAUUCAAUUGCGCUGGGGUGACUAUGACUCGCAUGACAUUGAGCGCUAUGCCAGGGCCAAAUUUCUGGACUACACAACAGACAACAUGAGUAUCUACCCAUCCCCCACUGGUGUGCUCAUAGCCAUUGACCUUGCUUACAAUCUUCACAGUGCCUAUGGAAACUGGUUCCCUGGAAGCAAGCCUCUGAUCCAGCAAGCCAUGGCCAAAAUCAUGAAGGCCAACCCUGCUCUAUAUGUGCUAAGAGAGCGAAUUCGCAAAGGCCUGCAGCUCUACUCUUCUGAGCCCACUGAGCCUUAUCUGUCCUCCCAAAACUAUGGUGAACUCUUCUCCAACCAGAUCAUCUGGUUUGUAGAUGACACAAAUGUGUAUCGGGUCACCAUCCACAAGACCUUUGAAGGUAACUUGACAACGAAGCCCAUCAAUGGAGCCAUUUUCAUCUUCAACCCCAGAACUGGCCAACUCUUCCUUAAGAUCAUUCACACUUCUGUGUGGGCUGGUCAGAAACGUCUAGGCCAGCUUGCGAAGUGGAAGACCGCUGAAGAAGUAGCUGCCUUGAUUCGUUCCCUUCCUGUUGAGGAGCAGCCAAAACAGAUCAUUGUCACAAGGAAAGGAAUGCUUGACCCUCUAGAGGUGCACCUUUUGGACUUCCCCAAUAUUGUGAUCAAAGGCUCUGAGCUGCAGCUUCCUUUUCAAGCUUGUCUAAAGGUAGAGAAGUUUGGAGACCUGAUCCUCAAGGCCACAGAACCCCAGAUGGUGCUCUUUAAUCUCUAUGAUGACUGGCUGAAGACCAUUUCAUCAUACACAGCAUUCUCCAGACUCAUCCUGAUCCUCAGAGCACUUCAUGUCAACAAUGACCGUGCCAAGGUCAUUCUCAAACCAGACAAAACCACAAUCACAGAGCCCCAUCACAUCUGGCCUACUCUCUCUGAUGAGGAGUGGAUUAAAGUGGAGGUUCAACUCAAGGAUCUCAUUUUAGCAGACUAUGGCAAAAAGAACAAUGUGAAUGUGGCGUCACUUACACAGUCGGAGAUCCGGGACAUUAUUCUGGGUAUGGAGAUCUCUGCGCCCUCACAACAGCGACAGCAAAUUGCUGAGAUUGAGAAGCAGACGAAGGAGCAGUCGCAGCUGACGGCUACACAAACCCGUACAGUUAACAAACAUGGUGAUGAGAUCAUCACAUCAACCACCUCCAACUAUGAAACCCAGACUUUCUCAUCAAAGACUGAGUGGAGAGUCAGGGCUAUAUCUGCUGCAAAUCUCCACCUGCGUACAAACCAUAUCUAUGUGUCCUCUGAUGACAUCAAGGAGACGGGCUACACAUACAUCCUGCCCAAAAAUGUCCUCAAAAAGUUCAUCUGCAUUUCAGAUCUUCGAGCACAGAUUGCAGGGUACUUGUAUGGCACAAGUCCACCAGACAACCCUCAAGUUAAAGAGAUCCGCUGUAUUGUGAUGGUGCCACAGUGGGGAACACAUCAGACCGUUCACCUGCCCAACCAGCUGCCUGGCCAUGAAUACUUAAAGGAAAUGGAGCCCUUAGGUUGGAUCCACACACAGCCAAAUGAGUCUCCUCAGCUGUCCCCACAGGAUGUCACCACUCAUGCUAAGAUCAUGGCAGACAACCCUUCUUGGGAUGGAGAGAAGACCAUCAUCAUCACCUGCAGCUUUACUCCAGGCUCUUGCACUCUGACAGCUUAUAAGCUGACACCAAGUGGCUAUGAAUGGGGUCGUCAGAAUACUGACAAGGGUAACAAUCCUAAAGGCUACCUACCAUCCCACUAUGAGAGAGUGCAGAUGCUGCUCUCCGAUCGCUUUCUGGGCUUUUUCAUGGUGCCUGGCCAGGUGUCCUGGAACUACAACUUCAUGGGUGUACGCCAUGACCCCAACAUGAAAUAUGAUCUGCAACUUGCCAACCCCAAAGAGUUUUACCAUGAAGUCCACAGACCCUCACACUUCUUAAACUUUGCCUCACUGCAGGAGGGUGAGAUCUACAAUGCAGACCGUGAAGACAUGUAUGCUUAAGUUUGCAAUGUUCAAGAGAUUUAACAAUGUAUAUAACUUUCUUAAACAUGAGUCAUCAGUUAAAUAACUGUUUAACUGUAAUUUUUAAAGUGAAGGUUUAAAAUACCUUUUAGAAAUGUUUAUGGCUGUUUCAUUCCGGUUUUUGUAAGAGUAUUGCAUAAAUAUGCAGAAUUUGUGGCAUUGGGCAUGUAGCCUAUAAGGUAUAUUCUGUGUAGGUUUCUGUACACAGGUAAUGGUGUAUUCAUAUUUUCAAAACGUGCUGGGCUGUUCCAACCAGAAGAUUACAUUGAAAAUGUUCUGUUACUUUGGUGUACUAGUUAUCUUGCAUUGUAACCUGGAUUUAAAUAAAGACCUAAUUUGCCUA
This is a messenger RNA of Periophthalmus magnuspinnatus, 7663 nucleotides long. It is a transcript of the gene prpf8, whose product is annotated as pre-mRNA processing factor 8. The transcript has 43 exons. Gene Ontology annotation, cellular component: catalytic step 2 spliceosome; U5 snRNP. Gene Ontology annotation, biological process: spliceosomal tri-snRNP complex assembly; mRNA splicing, via spliceosome. The coding region runs from base 286 to 7299 and encodes 2337 amino acids. The record is from RefSeq and is a predicted model, not a curated record. NCBI's taxonomy places the organism in Eukaryota, Metazoa, Chordata, Actinopteri, Gobiiformes, Gobiidae. Gene Ontology annotation, molecular function: U2 snRNA binding; U5 snRNA binding; pre-mRNA intronic binding.